Camellia sinensis is the source of this 771-nucleotide messenger RNA. RefSeq lists its product as uncharacterized. The record is from RefSeq and is a predicted model, not a curated record. NCBI's taxonomy places the organism in Eukaryota, Viridiplantae, Streptophyta, Magnoliopsida, Ericales, Theaceae. Gene Ontology annotation, molecular function: RNA-DNA hybrid ribonuclease activity; nucleic acid binding.
AUGGAACAUUUGUUGUUUGGCUGUGGUUGGGUCAGGGCUGUAUGGUUUGGGUGUGAUUUGAAUUUUAGAGUAGAUUGGACUUCUAUCUCCUCUGUCCUUCACUGGGUUUGUGCGGUGCGAGAAUCAUUUCUUCACAAAGAAGAAUGCAUCCAAUUUUUUAGCUCAGUUGCUUGGUUUAGCUGGUUUGUUUGGAAGGAGCGCAAUGCCUUUGUGUUUAAUUCCACCCCAAUAGACCCCUUCUCUACCAUUCAGCGAGCUCAAUGGGCCAGAGAUGAGUUUUUGCAAGUUACAGAGAUUUCUAACCUCAUGCGCCACAAGUCCUUCAUCCAUAUCUCCCAAAAUUCUGGGUGGCAUCCCUCUCCCAGUGGGAGUUUUAAGAUUACUUGUGAUGUGGCUACUCUUGAGGGAUUUGACAAAGCUUCCAUCGUAGCUAUUUUAUGGGAUUCACAGGGGAUCAUCCUUGACGGUUUGACUCAGCAAGUUUCUAUAGUUUCUGUGCUUCAAGGCGAAGCUUUGGCCUAUCGUCUAGCUUGUCAGCUUGCCUCUUCCCUCAACCUCCCUAGAGUCGAGAUCGCAAGCGAUAACAAAUCGGUAAUCCUUCUCAGUGUCUCCAAAUCUGUUACUCCAUGGGAAUGUGCUGUUGUGAUUGCUGAUAUUAAACUGAUGGCCCUUUUCGGUGAUUUCUCUUUUCUGUGGAGGCCACGGACAGCCAACAAAGUGGCCCACUGGGUGGCUCAUCAUCAUCUUCGGAAUAGUCUCCCUCUUGACUAG